UGUCCUUUUCCACAACCCAUCUCCCCAAAACACAAGCUCAGACAACAUUCUCCACUUUCUCCAUUCUGCCAAUGGUGAGCAACACUCGAAGAAGCAAAAUUUGUUCCUACUAAGAGUCUUUUCCUAUUGCUUAAGAAGAAGAUUUUGUGGCCUUGAACAACCAACUAAACAUAAGCACACAAUGGCUACCCUGAAUCCCAAAAUCCCUCUGUUUUUCACCUUUCUUCUAAUCCAAGCAACCUCCCCUGUUUUUUCUUCUUCUUCUUCCCCUGCGUCAUCCAAAUGCUCAACCCACACCUUCUCCCAAAACAGAGUCUUCCCUUCAUGCGUCGACCUCCCGUACCUCGACUCCUUCCUCCACUGGGACUACGACCAAUCCACCGGCGUCCUCCAAAUCGCCUACCGACACGCAGGAAUCAGCUCCCCUGCCUCCACGUGGGUCGCCUGGGCAAUCAACCCUUCCGCCCCUGCCAUGAUCGGUUCGCAAGCUCUCGUCGCCUACCAUCGAGACGGCCAGCUCACCGCCUACACCUCCCCAGUCAACGACUACUCCACGUCUCUAAUCGAGGCGAAGCUCAGCGUCGAUGUGAGGGACGUUACAGCGGAGUAUUCGGCAGGGGAGCAAGAGAUCGUCAUCUUUGCUUACAUUCGGCUGAAGGAGAACACCACGAGCCUGAACCAUGUCUGGCAGGACGGGCCGGUGGACGCGGGUAAGCCGAUUCAGCACUCGACGAGUGGGGGUAAUGUGAGAGCGGCGGCGACUCUGAAUCUGCUGUCCGGACAAUCUGCGGGCGGUGGCGGUGGUGAUGAUCGGAUGAGGAAGAGAAAUAUCCAUGGGGUGAUAAAUGUAGUGAGUUGGGGAAUUAUGAUGCCAAUUGGAGCUUUGACAGCAAGGUACCUCAAAGUUUUCAGCUCAACUGGCCCUGCUUGGUUUUACCUUCAUCUUAGUUGCCAAUCCAUGGCCUAUAUCAUCGGAAUCGCUGGCUGGAUCACCGGGUUGCAACUUGGUAGCCAGUCUCCAAGCAUCGUCUACAGUACACAUCGAACGAUUGGGAUCGGUCUCUUCUGCCUUGGAACCCUUCAGGUGUUUGCUUUGUUUCUAAGGCCAAAACCAGAUCACAAGUACAGAUUCUACUGGAACAUAUACCACCACACAAUUGGGUAUGCUGUCAUCACUCUGACUGUCAUCAACAUAUUCAAAGGGUUUGAAAUCCUGCAGCCUGGCAAGAAAUGGAAGAAUGCUUAUAUUGGUGUGAUCGUCGCGCUGGGAUUCAGCGCCGUGUGGCUGGAAGCUUCAACCUGGUACAUCACCGUGAAGAGGAGGAGGUCAGAGAGAGAUAAUGGUGACAAGCAGGAACCACAGAGGAGUAGCAAUGGAGCUUAGGAACAACAGAUGUGGUUUUGUUCAGAUAAUUGACCUUCCAUCCCUUAUUCUUCUUCUUACAGUCUCAUUCAAAUUGUAACGUUUGUUUGUUAACUUAUUGCAAAUGUUUAUUUAUAGGGAAGGGCACUUUGAUUUUUCAUGUAGAGGAAGUUUCCAUGUUGUACCUGGUGCAGGAUAUAGCCAUAUAGGUUUGCUUCCACAUGUAUCUGUUUCUUUCUAUGCAGCUAAUAAUACCCACUGCUUCUUCCUCACCAUUUCCAUGUCAUAAUCAU
This is a messenger RNA of Linum tenue, 1656 nucleotides long. Lineage: Eukaryota; Viridiplantae; Streptophyta; Magnoliopsida; Malpighiales; Linaceae. The record is from the annotation of a GenBank genome assembly.